CCAAGACCUCAACUCCAAACUUUACCAUCCAUCACCACCGCGGAUUCCUCCUGCCUGUACCCCCAUACCCCCCAUACCCCCCUCUCCACAUCCUCCUGCAUCUAUCAUCUACUUCUCCUCUAUUCCUCCGUACGGACUCUGGUCCUCGGGUUCAACCGCCUCAUCGUCAGCCAAUGAUCUUCUUCCCGCAGUCGAUCCUCUCUGACAAUCUAAGCCCCAUUAAGCGGCCAGCACGUUCGCCCGCACGGCUCAGUGCUCAGCCCAGUGGUCCUGGAGCCUUGACGGGUCCCUCCCCCCAUUCAAAUUCAAGAAGAGUCCUGCAGAUACCUCCACACCUCCUCCACCUUAACAUGCAACAACCACAUCCUUUCCAGGAUUAAACUCAGGGGAAUCAAUACCACUAAUAUUCGCGCGAACGAGAGAUAAAUACGCUGACUGUCACGCUCCGACGCGCCCUAUACCUCCAGAACCAUUCACUCCCAACUCCUCAUCUCAACUCACAACCGAAAAGCAUAAAACUCCCCGAAACUCCCGUUAUCCGGAAAAGAGGGUCGACACAUCAUAAUCGCCGAGCCCGUAUCGACAAUCUUACCUUCUUCUCCUUCUCGAAGAUCUUUCGACAAACUUAUCCAGCCCCUUGGUACAUCUUUCGUACCUCGUCUGGAACAGGUACAUGGUCUUACCAUAAAGCCUCCUUCUCGAAAACCUCUAAACACUCGCUAUAUCAUCGAUCAUGGCCCAACAACAAGCUCAGAAUGUCAUGCGAAGGUACGUUAAGGGAUGGUGGUACAAUUUGGGGCUGGGUAUGGUCAUAUUGACACUCAGGAGAGAUCUUGGAAGCGACGGAAAUGCCCAUGAUGUGCCGAUUCUUUGGUUGGCAUAUUCAUCAAUGGCUAUCAAUGUCGUCUUCCCACAUGUCAGAUGCGAACUGCAGUCCUCUCCACGCCCAACCCCAGCUGGACCGCAAAUUCCCACAUAAAAUUGCUAAUGUUUGUGUAGGAAGCUGGUCAUAAUUGGAGAUGGUGCUUGUGGUAAAACCUCCCUUCUCAGCGUCUUCACACUUGGAUAUUUCCCUACAGUAAGCAUUUCCUAAUCCAUCCAUUGAUUACACUGCUAACUAUUCUCACAGCACUAUGUUAGUCCACUCUUCUAUAAGCCCCAUCGCACUACUUAUGCCGAUUUUCUAGGUACCAACAGUCUUCGAGAAUUAUGUGACCGAUUGUAGAGUGGAUGGAAAGAGCGUACAGUUGGCUCUGUGGGAUACAGCAGGACAAGAGGAUUACGAGAGAUUACGGCCGUUAGCAUACUCAAAAGCACAUGUCAUUCUGAUAGGCUUUUCAAUCGAUACACCAGAUUCCUUGGAUAACGUCAAGCACAAAGUAAGCUUGGAUUUCACUUGAUGGCUUAUAUGUUUCACAUGCUGAUAAUUUCCAAGUGGGUUGAAGAGGCCAAUGAGCGAUGUCCCGGUGUUCCCAUUAUCCUGGUCGGUCUGAAGAAAGAUUUACGAGAAGAUCCGGUCGCAAUUGAAGAAAUUCGCAAACGAUCACAACACUUUGUGGGCACCAAAGAGGCUAGUGAUAUUGCGCACGAUAUUGGAGCACGAAAAUAUCUGGAAUGUUCAUCGUUAACUGGUGAAGGAGUCGACGACGUUUUCGAGGCCGCUACGAGAGCUGCCUUACUCACGUUCGAGAAAGGCGAGGGAGGUGGAUGCUGUGUUAUAUUGUAGGGUAAUGGUUACGGAGUUCGGUGGUGAAAAUAGAGACAUGGGUUGGCAAAGGACAAUUCUCGGGACCAGCAACAAUUCGACCUAAACUUUCUAAUGCGCGGGGGAAAACGAACCCAUCAUCACCUUCGAUUUACAUUUUACGAAAAAAAAGAAGUCUGGCUCGCUCGGAAGAAUAAAAGGCCAUAUGGAGUCUCUUCAAUAAUAGCGAAUAGUGGAGGAUGUCAAUUUGUCACACGGGAGGGAAUAUUUGGCAACAGCGCUUGCACAUCAAAAGUCUUUUCAAAGCUAAUUGUUUAUGUCAUACUUUGAGUUCUUUCGAUGGUAAGAUAGAGCCGUUCUAAUGAUUGAUCACGACUUGGUUCACACACUCCUUUUUAUCGCGGUCUUUUUUAUUUUUAAUACAACUCACCACAUACCCAGCUUGCGGAAGGAAAUGAAAUUUGCUGCUGCUACAAUACUUGCGAAUGACAGCGUUUGGUAUAAUGGAAGGAGACUCUUGUACAUAAUAUACAUAUUUGCAAGCACCAUGCCCAUUGAAUAUCUUGGAGUUGCAUCUGCGUUUCUUUGCAUCUGAGGAGUUAUUUCUUGAUCUUCGUAUCGACAUCGAUUACACAAUUGUUGUACAAUCCUCUGGCCGUAACAACCUUUUUACAAAGAUAAAAAUGAAUCAACUCUCGUAUUUCUUUCAAGUGGACUACUAUCGUGUCCAGCCGUGAUUCCAGGCCUCCUUUGCGGGUGUAUCGGUUUGUGCUCGUGCGUAUUCGAUGGGGACGCCGCCAUGUCCGAAGAUCCCUUUCUUCUCCAUGGCGAUGCGGUAUAAGCGUCCCGCGUCUUUGGUUCCGGGGGUGUCCAUUGUGCGGAGGAGUUCGCAGGCGCUGUGCAUGCUUUGGUACAUUCUGGUGAAGUGAUUGUUAGCUUUUCUUCUUCUUCUUUUUUUGGGUUGUUGAUUUUGUGGUUAGAGAGGGAUUGAAGAGGGAUUGAUGGUUCUGAUCCCAGUUUCUUUUUCUUCCUUCUUUUUCUCUUUCUGGUGCGAAUUCCGUGUUGUCUCUCGAAGUCCAAUUGCCAAUCCAAAUCCACAUCCAUACCUCCCUCAAAUCUCAAUCCCCCAAACCAAAAAACAUAAAGCGGAUAUCUACGAACCUCAUCAACUCCCCCUCCUCGGCCUCCAUCCUCUUCCGUCGCGCCAACAUCCACGCCCGGUGAAUCGUCCAAUGUCGCAACGCCCGCAGCCGACUCAGCCUCAGCGGUCGCGGCGUCUUGGGGUGCUGCAUGUGGUAUCGGAUUAACGAAAUCCUGGGAUCCGUCUUGUUCGCCGCAUUUCGUGCUGGGCGGGCGGCGAGAGGGGUGGUGGUGCUGAAUGCUCUUUUUGUAUUGGUGGGGGUUUGGAGGGUGGUUUUUGGGAGGGGUUUGCGGGUUGAGAGGGUGAGGGUGCGGAAGGAUGAGAAGAGGGGGGUGAGGAGGUGGGUUNUGGUGGGGGUUUGGAGGGUGGUUUUUGGGAGGGGUUUGCGGGUUGAGAGGGUGAGGGUGCGGAAGGAUGAGAAGAGGGGGGUGAGGAGGUGGGUUGUUGUUGUGUGGGACAUUUUUGUGUGGUUGUGGUGGUUGGUUGGGCGAUUGUGGUGUUGGUGGUGUUGAAGCUGUUGAUGUGAUGGGAUGAGCUGCGAUUUU
This is a messenger RNA of Hymenoscyphus albidus, 3391 nucleotides long. NCBI's taxonomy places the organism in Eukaryota, Fungi, Ascomycota, Leotiomycetes, Helotiales, Helotiaceae. The record is from the annotation of a GenBank genome assembly.